AGGCGCUGAGCUGGAGCGCUACCUUUGCCUCUUUUACUGGGCGGAUUCGCAGAUCCAGAAUGACUGGGCAGCCAGGAAGGCAGCAGUGAAAAGAUUUUCCCCUGGUCAAGUGGAAAACUCACAUUACGGAGCCCAAGAAUGAAUAUUCAUCGGGCCAGUGAAGGCGACAGGUCAAUACGCCAGGAAUCCAGCUACUUAGUGGAAAAUAUUCCAGGUUCAUCCCAAGAAAAAGAAGAAAAUUGCCUGACAUCAUCCUGCUUGCAAAAUCCUAACCUUCCCAUGUGUUCCAGGAAUGAUGAUUCAUUGCUCGAUUACGCUUCUCAGCCGGCCAAUCACCAUUUCUCGAACAUCCCAAGUCUUCCUGAAGACAUCAAAGGCCCUUGCUUCCAAAGUGGAAAUAAAAGGAGCCAUGAGCCCUAUACUGGUCCAGAACGAUUUGCAACCAGCAAUUUGGGCUUCAGCUGUAAUUCCUACCCCCAUGCUCCAGAGAAGGUGACACUCCUUGUAGAUGGCACUCGUUUUGUGGUCAACCCACAGAUAUUCACUGCUCAUCCGGACACCAUGUUGGGAAGGAUGUUUGGCCCAGGAAGAGAAUAUAACUUUACCCGGCCCAAUGAAAAAGGAGAGUUUGAGAUUGCUGAAGGGAUCAGCGCCACCGUGUUUCGAACAGUGCUGGAUUAUUACAAAACUGGAAUCAUUAACUGUCCUGAUGGAAUUUCUAUUCCUGACCUUAGAGACACCUGCGAUUAUCUCUGCAUUAACUUUGACUUCAACACCAUCAAAUGUCAAGAUCUGAGCGCUUUGCUGCACGAGCUCUCCAAUGACGGCGCUCACAAGCAGUUCGAUCACUACCUGGAGGAGCUGAUCUUGCCCAUCAUGGUGGGCAGUGCCAAGAAAGGGGAACGUGAGUGCCACAUCGUUGUCCUGACCGACGAGGACUCCGUAGACUGGGACGAGGACCAUCCUCCGCCCAUGGGGGAGGAGUACUCUCAAAUUCUUUAUAGCUCCAAGCUCUACAGAUUCUUCAAAUACAUUGAGAAUCGAGAUGUUGCAAAAACUGUAUUAAAAGAACGGGGACUGAAAAAUAUCCGAAUUGGAAUUGAGGGCUAUCCCACUUGUAAGGAAAAAAUUAAGAGGAGACCAGGUGGUCGGUCAGAAGUCAUCUACAACUAUGUGCAACGCCCAUUUAUCCAGAUGUCUUGGGAAAAGGAAGAAGGAAAGAGCCGCCAUGUUGAUUUUCAGUGCGUCCGAAGCAAAUCCCUCACCAACCUGGUGGCAGCUGAGGAGGAUGUGUCUGAAGACCAGGAGAACCUGAUGCACCACCCUCCGCAAGUGGAUGAACUUGAUCGGCUCAAUGCUCCACUCUCCCAGAUGGCCCCUAAUGACUUCCCAGAUUAGGGUCAACCAAUCAACCAACCCCAUCUCUAAGGUCCUUCUCUUCUCGGGAUGCACUCAAGGUCUGUCUCACCCUGAACAUGAGACAUCCUUUCUCCCUAACCCUUCCCCAUGUCACCCAUAAUAUUAAGGUGUAUUCUUUGAAGCAAGCUGAUGCCCCUCAGAGGAAAUGAAUCAUGAGUACUGGCCAUUAAAUCACCAGACAGACAUUCUGUCAUGACCCUGGGCAUAUGGGAAGCUCCUCAGGAUUGGUGCUGUCCUGGAAUAACUUGAGAAAGCUGAAAGGGAAGUUAAAAAAAAAAUCCCAUUGCCUCCUAUAACAAAACACUUCCUGCCCUUCUUCCCAUUCUUUCUACCCCCUUUUCGUUGCCAGGUAUACAUCCUGCUGUUUUUUGGCAGCUUCCUCAGUUGCAAGGGGACCAGACCACCAUCCCAUUCUGCUACAUAGGUAUCCAUGGAAGACUAUUAGAAGACGGAUAAAGAAUGUUCCCAGAAUUCAGCUCCUCUAGGAGGAAUGAGGCCUUGUUUACAAGAGUCGAGCUUUUCAGAAGAGAAUCCUUCAAGAGCUUAAAUUGAAUUUUUCUUAAUUAAACAAACAACAGACAGCACUCAUUUAUCUUUUGGUGGAGGGGGUAAAUGACAUAACAAUAGGAUUUAUGCUCUUAACUUUGAAAUAUGGGGAAGGGGGCUGCACCUGAAGUGAUUGUACAUUGUGGAAUGAAACCAUGCUGACAGUUCACUCCUUCCCCAGCCAGGCUAGAAAUUCAGGAAUCUCAAGUAAAGCCAUUGUCUUUGCCUCUGAUCCAGGGCUGUGCUGUAGAUGUGGCUCGAAUGAAUAGGGCCCUGGCUAGAGACUUUCAAAACAUGGGCAGGACUUUCUUCUGAGGCCUCAGUUAUUCAA
Molecule: messenger RNA, 2296 nt
Organism: Gracilinanus agilis (Agile Gracile Mouse Opossum)
Lineage: Eukaryota; Metazoa; Chordata; Mammalia; Didelphimorphia; Didelphidae
Gene: KCTD20
Product: potassium channel tetramerization domain containing 20
Exons: 8
Coding region: 139-1398 (419 amino acids)
Biological process (GO): positive regulation of phosphorylation
Cellular component (GO): cytoplasm
Molecular function (GO): protein binding
Source: RefSeq, a predicted model, not a curated record